AUGCUACCUCUCUUUUUCUGUGCCAAUGUAUUCUAUUCAUACCAACAAAAUGAUGUCAACGGGCUUACGUUCAAUAUUCGAACUCGGUCCUUGAAUGGUGCUUUGUACUGGAUCGCACAGAUGCUGGGUGGUCUUCUCAUCGGUGUUUUGCUUGAUCUCCCAUUCCUCACAAGACCGGCAAGAGCAAAGUUUGGCUGGGUCGUCCUCUUCUCAACAGGCAUGGCUAUCUGGGGAGGUGGCUACGCCUUUCAGAAAUGGCAAGAUCGUCGUGUCGCCAACGGCCACAAGCAAGAUUUAGAUUACACAGACGGAUCUCUGUCCACUGGCCCGAUCUUCCUUUACAUCUUCUACGGAGCUUAUGAUGCGCUGUGGCAAGGCUUCUGCUAUUGGCUGAUUGGCACUGAGUCCAAUUCUACUGCCAGAGCAGCUGUUCUUGUUGGCGCGUAUAAGACGUUCCAAGCUACUGGUGGAGCUAUGGCAUGGAGAAUCAAUGCUCUACAUACCGCACCUAUGACACAGCUGGGUAUGAAUUGGGGCCUAUCAAUGGGAUCACUGGCAAUUGUUUUGCCUACCGUUUGGACUGUGACGAAGACGACUGCUGCCCCAGGAGCUGCGGUUGAAGAAGGUACUGAGAAAGACUUUAAGGAAUAG
Cadophora gregata is the source of this 651-nucleotide messenger RNA. RefSeq lists its product as uncharacterized. The record is from RefSeq and is a predicted model, not a curated record. Lineage: Eukaryota; Fungi; Ascomycota; Leotiomycetes; Helotiales; Ploettnerulaceae. The transcript has 2 exons. Bases 1 to 651 code for a protein of 216 amino acids.